Molecule: messenger RNA, 5328 nt
Organism: Neogale vison (American mink)
Lineage: Eukaryota; Metazoa; Chordata; Mammalia; Carnivora; Mustelidae
Gene: GPR146
Product: G protein-coupled receptor 146
Exons: 2
Coding region: 475-1476 (333 amino acids)
Biological process (GO): G protein-coupled receptor signaling pathway
Cellular component (GO): membrane
Molecular function (GO): G protein-coupled receptor activity
Source: RefSeq, a predicted model, not a curated record
AACGGCCAUGUGAGCUCUGGGCAAGACUUGCCGCACCUGCCCCAUCACUUGGCACGGGCGAGGGUGCAGGGGGAAGGAACCUGGCACUCCUGGAACUGGUGCGACGGGGCAGGAGCCCGACCCGACGGUGCUGGCCCUUCCAGGCACAGCCCUCGUUCUGCGGAGCUGGCUGUAAACAGAGAUAGGGAGGGGCCGCUGGGCCUGCCAAGGGAGGCCGACACUGAGCGAUUUACUGGAGGAAAACAAGUGGCUUCCACGCUGGGCACGGAGUGCGCACACGCACCGCGCAGGAAGCCAGCGCCGCGAGGCUGCCGCUGAUAAGCACCCAGGGCGGGCGGGGGUGGUGGUGGUGUGUGUGUGCUGAGAAACACAGGAUUCUCCCUGUCGUCCAUGCUGCCGUGUUGCUCACGGGGUCUGCGGUCCAGGCGCACAGACACGGGCACUUAGGAUAGAGCCCAGCCCGCCGCCACCGCCAUGUGGAGUUGCGGCCCACUCAACGGCACGGGUGGCACUGAGGACCACAGCCUCUGCCAGCACUUCCACCUGGUCCUGUCCCUCUUCUCUCUCCUCUACCUGGUUGUCGGUGUCCCCAUCGGCCUGGGCUAUAAUGCCCUGCUCGUCCUGGUCAACCUGUAUGACCAGAGCAGCAUGACCAUGCCCGAUGUCUACUUCGUGAACAUGGCCGUGGCAGGCCUGGUGCUGAGCGCCCUGGCACCCGUGCACCUGCUGGGCCCCACAGCCUCUGGCUGGGCCCUGUGGGGCUUCAGCAGUGAGGCCCACAUCACGCUGCUGGUGCUGUUCAACGUCUCCUCCCUGGUGACCAUGUACUCCACAGCCCUGCUCAGCCUCGACUACUAUAUCGAGCGGGCCCUGCCCCGCACCUACAUGUCCAGCGUCUACAACACCAGGCACGUGUGCGGCUUUGUCUGGGGCGGGGCCCUGCUCACCAGCUUCUCCUCCCUGCUCUUCUACAUCUGCAGCCACGUGGCGGCCAGGAUCGUCGAGUGCUCCAAGAUGCAGGACACAGAGGCUGCUGAUGCCAUCAUGGUGUUCAUUGGGUUUCUGGUCCCCACCCUGGCCGUCCUCUAUGCGCUGGCGCUCAUUGCAAGGCUCCGCAAGGAAGACACGCCCCUUGACCAGGACACGGGGAGGCUGGAGCCCUCGGUGCACAGGCUUCUGGUGGCCACCGUGUGCACGCAGUUUGGGCUCUGGACACCUCACUACCUGACCCUCCUGGGGCACACGUUGCUAGCCUUGCGGGGGAAGCCCGUGGAUGGGCACCACUUGGGGAUUCUUCUCUUUGCGAAGGACCUGUCAAGAUUCCUGGCCUUCUCCAGCAGCUCCGUGAUGCCGCUCCUCUACCGUUACAUCAACAGGAGCUUCCCUGGCAAACUCCGGCGGCUCAUCAAGAAAAUGCACUGUGGGCAUCAGAGCUGCUCCCCAGACCAGGUGGGGGUCCAGCAGGUGAUGGCAUAGACAGCCAGUCCCGGGGCCACCACCAGCACUCACUGCGGAGUCACCUGGCCGCUGGCCGAGGGUGCAUGCCCUUGAGGCAGGACUCACCCCCCCUCUGGGGAGACAGGUGACUGACACUUGAGCUGGGUGCUCAGCACUGUGUCGCUGUCUUCCCCAGGAGGUCAAUGCGGCAAGAACAAAGGACAGCACUGGAUGUGUCCUCGCCAAGUCUGCUGUUGUUCCACAAAGGCCUCUCUUACACCAAGGCCACGUUGUUCAAAGCAGCAGGGGCCUGGUGUGAAGGGAAGCUGCAUCAGCCCACCUGCUUCUGCCCAAGGCCCACGCACUGCUCCAUCCCCGGGGCCACGCCCUCAGCUUCCUCCACACCAGGUCCCAGAACGACAUCAUGACAGUCAAAAGCCAGUAUUUAUACUCUGUCUUGCUACAAUCCUUGGUUCCCUCUUUUACUUUACUUUUGUUCAUAGAAAGAAAGAUUUGACAGAAAAGUCGCAACAGUAUGAAAAUGAAGGAAGCAACACAAAAGAGCACCCUCUUCCGACGGGUGGGGGUGGGUGUGACAGCUGCAGGGUCGCGUGGGGGCAGCGGGGAGCAGAGGCGCACGGUGUCACACACAGAGGUGGUGUCAAGAUAUUUCCGAUGGACGAAGCCAGCGGGGUAGCUGGUCUAAAUCGAGAGUAAAGUAGCUCGCGGUUCUCUCCUUGCCCGCUGAAUGCACCCACUACCCCUGCUGCCCUCAUGGGUGAUCUCAGCUGACCUUUAGAGCUCAACUCCCCACUGUGGGCACCAGACGGAACAAUAAAAAUACACCGAAGAGAGGAAAAGGCGGCUAACGCUGAAGCUAGAAGGGACUGCCCAGGGGAGAGACAGGCCUGGACGACUGAGCCUCGUGGGGCGCAGGGGCGGAUUAUGGGGCCACUACCACCACCUCGCCCGUCAGGUCCUCCGUGGCCUCUGCCACGGGGAGCCCAAAACCUGCCUGGAUUCUUCUACACCAUGGCCUGUAACCAUCAGCUUUACAACUGUGCAAACAGAAGGCCCUGCCCCUCACACCAUCACAAUACACCCCAGGCCUGCAGCCCCUAACUCCCAACUCUGAAACCCACCAAACUCUAAAAACGGGAAGAUCUGUUUUUCAGGUUUGCAGCAAGUUCAUUUGGUAGCAAACCCUGACCUCCAGUGGUAGGAGGGCACUUUUCUACAGAAAGAGGAGUGUGAUCACGGGGGCCCUGCCCCAGCCCCGCUACCCCGUAGCAUGCAGUACAUGCGGCGUGUUAACUGUGUGUGUGCGCGUGUGCAGAAAACCGGUCCACAGAAGUGGUUUGCUAAAAGGAAAAUCAUAAACAUGCACAUUCCUUAAAAUGUGGUUUAUGUUUCAACUGAAAUUUUCCUGCCAUUUACGGCUACAGAGGAACAGGGCUGCGAAUUGGUAAUAUGGUAACUCCACCCUGCUUUUAGGGCUGUGCAUCCAGAAAAAAAACACCUGCUUUGUUUUUGGUUGUUGCUCGGUAAUGCACCCUAUUUAUUUAUUUAUUUUUUAUUUUUAUUUCUUCACUCCCCUUCACCCAUUCUCCCACCACCCACACCCCUGCCAACUACCAGUCUGUUGCUUCUUUGACCUUGGUUUUAUUUUUUAAAGAUCCCCCACAUAAGUGAGAGCCUAUGGUGUUUGUCUUUCUCCGUCUGACUUAUUUCACUCAGCACAGUGGCCUCCAGGUCCGUCCGUAUUGUUGCAAGUGGCCAGACUUCAUUCCUUUUUAUGGCUAUUGUUCCCUAGUGUGUGUUACACGUGUGUGUAUGCCCCCCAGCCCCACGUCUUCUGUGUCCACUUGCCCAUCCAGGGACACUUAGCCACUUCUGUGUCUCGGCCAUGGGGAGUAAUGCUGCACUGAACAUGGGGGCGCAGACAUCUUUCCGGUUAGUGGUUUUGUAUCCUUCAGGUAAAUACCCACAAGUGUGACGACUAGAUCGUAGGAGAGUUCUCUUUCCUUAACUUCUGGGGAACCUCUGUGUUGACUGAGUGGCUGUACCAGUUUGCAUUCUCACCAAUGGUGCACGAGGGUUCCCUUUUCUGCACAUCCUCAUCAGCUCUUCUCUCAUCUUCUUGAUGACGGCCGCCCUAACAGGUGUGUGGGGGGGUCCCCCUCCGUGGUUCUGAUGUGCACAUGCCCGGUGGUGAGGGGCGCAGAGAGCCCCUUUCAUGUAUGUGUUGGCCGUCUGUGUUCUUUGGAGAAAUGUCUCUUCUGACCUUCUCCACAUUUUGUAAUCAGAGUUUAUUUGCUACGGAGUUGUAGGGGUUCUUUAUGUAUUUUGGAUAUUAGUUCCCUAGUGGAGAUAUUAACAUACUAACUUGUGAUAACCUGAAAACUUCUGAGUUCUGACACAUCUGGUCUGAGGAUAACAGAGUGUGGCUCAAUUUUUUGCCACAUUCCAUGCGGGGAAGUUGCUCCAUUUGGUCCUGGUCUCUUGGGAAAUUUAGCCCGUGACUUGGUUGCCAUUGUUUUUCCAUCUGCAUAAUGUAUCCUGUCCAGGAUCCUGGGAUGGGACUGAGUGAAGAGUCUGCCCGUGCAGGAUCCAGAAAGUACACUGGAUGGCAGGGCCCUGGCCCUGCUCGGCCCUGCCAGCUGUGAAAGUCCGGACCACUUCUGUGGGGCCCUGGCAGUAGAUCCGGGGCAGAAGGAGACAGGUCUCCGGGUUGCUUCUGUCAGGAAUGUGCUAGUUCUACACAAGGAUGCACCCCCCCCCCAACUGCUGCUGUAGGUCUUCAGAUGCACUGGAGUUUCUUUUCAAAUCCUGAAAGCCUCAGGCCUGACCCCCUCCACCCUACUCCAGCUGUGAGCUGAACUAUGGGUAGUCCCAAGGCCAUGGUUCCCCUGGGAAAGUCUGGUGUUCCUAAGUGACCAGUGUGACGGCACGGGUCCCAACACUGCAGCCGUAGAACCUCUCACCUCCAACAUGCCUGCUACUGCUGGACCUCUAGUUCUGUCCCAGCUGGCAGUCAGACCCCGGACCGGGGUCAGGCCAAGGUCCACCACACACAGCCAGGCUCUUGGAUCAGGAAGCCAGCACCGUUAUUAGUGGAAACGGGAUCCAGCGGGUAGGCUGGUUUGUGGCAGUGCUAUUUCAAAUAAAAAGACCCUUUUCCUUGCUUACCUGUUCUGCUUUUUGCUUGAGGAGAAAGAGCUCCUAGGAGAGAGGGAAUUGCCAACAGCAUAGAGCGGAGUGGCAGAGUCCCUCACCCCAGCUGAGGUCCCUCAAACAGGAGAGGGAUCUAAAAUUAUUGAUUUGUUUUCCAUUUCUCAGUGUCUCUGGUUGCAAACUGGCUUGUUUCUGGUGACCUCCAGACCCCCCUUCUGGGGGCCUGAGAGGGUCCUGCCAGGGGUCCCUCCCCCCAUCCCAACACCCACGUGUGCUGGUGACAGAGGGCCCCCGAGGCAUGUGGCAGCCUGGCAGCUUUUCCUGGUGGAGCACAGGCCCAAGGCAGGAUGGGGCUCCCGUGCAGACCCUUACCUCUAACGGAGACCCCCACCACUAGUUCUGCAGCAUACCCGGGUCUCACACAUGUGAGACACGCUCUUCUCCCUGCUGGGGACACCUCUGCCACCAACCCCACAUGCUGCAGAACCUACUGUCCAUUUCACAUUUCUUCAUCCACAUUCUUGUGCUAAAUUCAUCUUGGAUCAAUCUGCUGUGACCUGACACUUCUCUUCCAGGUAUGGGAGCUUCCAGCGCUUCUGCGAACUUGCCAAAAAAAUGGAAAGACUUUUGGGCUGAGAUAAGAAUGAGGAACUAUUUGGAAAAAGCUAAAGUAGACUGUGAACUCAAUGCUAAAUAAAGAUUACAUAUAUAUUUUAA